AUGGCCAGAGGGCAGCAGAAAAUUCAGUCACAACAGAAGGCUGCCAAAAAAGCACAAGAUUUGAAAAGAGCUCAGGGAUGCGAUCAAAAGACUGCAGCAAUGAAAGCUCUAACGCAUAAGUGUACUGUAUGUAUGGCCCAGAUGCCAGAUCCAAAAACCUAUAAGCAGCAUUUCGAAAAUAAACAUCCUAAAGCCCCUGUGCCACCUGAACUUCUCGACGCGUAA
This is a messenger RNA of Auanema sp. JU1783, 225 nucleotides long. The record is from the annotation of a GenBank genome assembly. NCBI's taxonomy places the organism in Eukaryota, Metazoa, Nematoda, Chromadorea, Rhabditida, Rhabditidae.